Messenger RNA from Orycteropus afer afer, 1969 nucleotides. NCBI's taxonomy places the organism in Eukaryota, Metazoa, Chordata, Mammalia, Tubulidentata, Orycteropodidae. The record is from RefSeq and is a predicted model, not a curated record.
GGAUGGCGUCAGGGGCGGCCUGUGCGUGGAGCUGAGCUCAGAGGCUGCCGGCCUUCCCGCGUGCGCUGCUUGCCCCAUGCAGUGGGCUGCGGCCGCUAGCCCCGGCUUGGAUCGGCGGCGCUGAGGCGCCCGGGAAGCGUGCGACAUGUCGUCGGGCCUCCGCGCCGCCGACUUUCCCCGCUGGAAGCGCCACAUCUCGGAGGAGCUGCGGCGCCGGGACCGGCUGCAGAGGCAGGCGUUUGAGGAGAUCAUCCUGCAGUAUAACAAGUUGUUGGAAAAGUCGGAUCUUCAUUCAGUGCUGGCCCAUAAACUACAAGCUGAGAAGCAUGACCUGCCAAACAGGCAUGAGAUAAGUCCCGGGCAUGAUGGCGCCUGGAAUGAUGGUCAGCUGCAGGAAAUGGCCCAGCUAAGGAUUAAGCACCAGGAGGAGCUGACGGAGUUACACAAGAAGCGUGGGGAGCUGGCGCAGCUGGUGAUUGACCUGAAUAACCAGAUGCAGCAGAAGGACCGGGAGGUGCAGGCGAAUGAGGCCAAAAUUGCAGAGUGUUUGCAGACUAUCUCCGACCUGGAGACGGAGUGCCAAGAGCUGCGCAGUAAGCUCCAGGACCUCGAGAGAGUGAACCAGACCCUGAAGGACGAGUACGACGCCCUGCAGAUCACCUUCACUGCCUUGGAGGAGAAACUGAGGAAAACCACCGAGGAAAACCAGGAGCUGGUCACGCGGUGGAUGGCUGAGAAGGCCCAGGAGGCCAACCGCUUAAAUGCAGAGAACGAAAAGGAUUCCAGGAGGCGGCAGGCCCGGCUGCAGAAGGAGCUCGCCGAAGCCGCAAAGGAGCCUCUGCCCAUUGAACAGGACGAUGACAUUGAAGUCCUCCUGGAUGAGACCUCUGAGCACCCUGAGGAGGCCUCUCCUGUGCGGGCCGCCAGCAAAGUGGCCACUAAGCGACUCUCGCAGCCUGCUGGAGGCCUUCUGGACUCUAUCACUAAUAUCUUUGGGAGACGCUCCGUCUCUUCCCCUCCCGCACCCCCGGACAACGUGGACACUCACCCCAGCUCUGGUAAAGACGUGAGGGUGCCGACCACCGCACUGUGUAUCUUCGACGCACACGAUGGGGAGGUGAACGCCGUGCAGUUCAGUCCUGGCUCCCGGCUGCUGGCCACCGGCGGCAUGGAUCGCAGAGUCAAACUUUGGGAAGUCCUUGGAGACAAGUGUGAGUUCAAGGGCGCCCUCUCUGGCAGUAAUGCCGGAAUUACAAGCAUUGAAUUCGAUAGUGCUGGCUCUUACCUCUUAGCAGCUUCCAAUGACUUUGCCAGCAGGAUCUGGACUGUGGAUGACUAUCGAUUACGGCACACGCUCACGGGACACAGUGGGAAAGUCCUGUCUGCCAAGUUCCUUCUCGACAACGCACGCAUCGUCUCAGGAAGCCACGACCGUACCCUGAAACUCUGGGACCUUCGCAGCAAAGUCUGCAUAAAGACAGUGUUUGCAGGAUCCAGCUGCAACGAUAUUGUCUGCACGGAGCAGUGUGUCAUGAGCGGACAUUUCGACAAGAAAAUUCGUUUCUGGGACAUCCGAUCAGAGAGUAUCGUCCGAGAGAUGGAGCUGCUGGGAAAGGUGACUGCCCUGGACUUGAACCCAGAACGCACUGAGCUCCUAACCUGUUCCCGGGAUGACCUGCUGAAGAUUAUCGACCUGCGGAAAAAUGCCGUUAAGCAGUCAUUCAGUGCCCCUGGCUUCAAGUGCAGCUCAGACUGGACCAGAGCCGUGUUCAGCCCUGAUGGCAGCUUCGUGACAGCCGGCUCGGCUGAGGGCUCUCUCUACGUCUGGAGUGUGCUCACGGGCAAGGUGGAGAAGGUCCUGUCCAAGCAACACAGCUCCUCCAUCAAUGCCGUGGCCUGGGCCCCGUCCGGUUCCCACGUCGUCAGCGUGGACAAAGGCAGCAAGGCUGUGCUGUGGGCGGAGUACUGA